Larimichthys crocea (large yellow croaker) is the source of this 3807-nucleotide messenger RNA. It is a transcript of the gene irf4a, whose product is annotated as interferon regulatory factor 4a. Gene Ontology annotation, cellular component: nucleus. Gene Ontology annotation, biological process: immune system process; regulation of transcription by RNA polymerase II. Gene Ontology annotation, molecular function: DNA-binding transcription factor activity, RNA polymerase II-specific; protein binding; RNA polymerase II cis-regulatory region sequence-specific DNA binding. Lineage: Eukaryota; Metazoa; Chordata; Actinopteri; Sciaenidae. Bases 79 to 1482 code for a protein of 467 amino acids. The record is from RefSeq and is a predicted model, not a curated record. The transcript has 9 exons.
UGUCACAAAUCAAGAUGUGAUAACGUUUAAGAAUAGGACGCAGAGAGCUUGAAAACAGAUUUCAGCGGAGGAGCUCACAUGAUCAAAGAGAUGAACCUGGACGAGGACAGCAGCCUGUCAGUCAGCUGCGGCAAUGGCAAACUGAGACAGUGGCUUAUUGAUCAGAUUGACAGCAGGAGAUAUCCCGGCCUGAUUUGGGAAAAUGAUGAGAAAUCAAUCUUUAGGAUUCCCUGGAAACAUGCAGGAAAACAAGACUAUAACAGAGAGGAGGAUGCUGCACUCUUCAAGGCAUGGGCACUGUUUAAGGGAAAAUAUAAGGAAGGAGUCGACAAGCCAGAUCCCCCCACAUGGAAGACCAGACUACGCUGUGCUCUUAAUAAAAGCAAUGACUUUGACGAGUUAGUGGACAGAAGCCAACUGGACAUCUCAGAGCCCUAUAAAGUCUACAGAAUCAUCCCAGAGGAAGCUAAAAAAGGAAUGAAGAUGAGCAGUAUGGAGGAGACACCAUCACAUGUAAAUGCCCAUGGCUAUAUCGCUCCCUAUACAUCUCUGCACAAUCAGGUACCUGGCUAUAUGCUUUCUCAGGAAAGAAGAGACUGGAGGGAUUACUCACCACCAGAACAACAACCUCUUCCUCCACCACAUCACCACGGGUCACAUGCAGAGGUGCAGUAUGGUCAGUGCCACUACCCGUCACCGUUCAGCCGGCCUUGGCCUGGGUCACAUGCAGAAAAUGGUUUUCAGCUCUCCUUCCACACCUACUUUUCAGAGUCCCAACCGCCGGUGUAUUCAAUGGACCACAACAAUACCAUAACAGAUUUCAGCCUGCAUGUGUCCCUAUACUACAGAGAGACUUUGGUGAAGGAGGUUACCACCAGCAGCCCAGAAGGCUGUCGGAUCACCUCUUCUUCCUCCUCCUCUCCAUCCUCUUCCUCUUCUUCUUCUUCCCCAUGCUCAGAGGACAAGUUUCACAACGGGGCAGAAGUCAUCCUUUUUCCAUUCCCGUACCCCGAGUCUCACAGGCAGGGUGCUGAGAUGCUUCCUAAUGUACUGGAGAGGGGAGUGCUUCUGUGGAUGACGCCCGAUGGGUUAUACGCCAAGCGCCUUUGCCAGGGACGAGUGUACUGGGAAGGACCUCUAGCUCCGUAUAUGGAUAAACCGAACAAACUGGAGAAGGAGCAGCCAUGCAAACUGUUUGACACCCAGCAAUUCCUCAUUGAGCUUCAAGAUUUUGCCCAUAAUGGCCGACAUUUGCCAAGACACCAGGUGGUGUUAUGUUUUGGAGAUGAGUACCCUGACCCACAGCGGCCAAGGAAGAUGAUCACAGCACAGGUGGAGCCAGUGUUUGCCAGAAAACUGGUCUACUAUUACCAGCAGAACAAUGGCCACUACCUACGGGCUUAUGAUCACAUCCAGGAACAGAACACAUCUCCAACAAUCGACUAUCCUUCCCAGAGACCUCUACAGCAUAUUCAGGAGUGACACACACACACAUACAUACACACAGACACACACAUGCAGAGCGGCAUGAAUGUGAAUGUAAACCACUGCCCAUUUAUCACGCCUUCCGACUGCAGUGCUGUGUACUGUAAAUUAUAGAAACUGUCAUGGUACUGAGGGGUAGAGUUGGGGAAGACCCUGUUGAUUUCACUUGCACACCUAUGCGUGGUAGACUUUAUGCCUGUGACUGUGGAGUAAUGUUUUUUUUUUUGUUUUUUUUUUCUCUCUAAAAGUAUUAUUGUGACAGUGUGAAGGAUGCGGUUUGAGGGUGGGGGGAUGAGGGGAGCGGAGGGCGACUGAGACAGGAAGUACUAGCACAGGUGCACAGGAAGAAUGGCCCCUAAGACAAACACUGAUAUGUCAAAGAGAUAAAACAAAGCAUGAAUGAAUACCUUUUGUUGUUUUUUUUAUUUAUUGUAUUGUAUAUAAUUCUUCACAUUUGCUUAGCUGAGCAAGUGAACAGUCGACGGUAUCAUUGCUUCGUCCAUUGCAGACCACAAUUCUGGAUUUCAUUGCAAAAAAAAAAAAAAAAGCUACUACUGAAAUGUGAAAGAAAUCGAUGUUAUCACUGGUCUGGUGGUGCAGCAGAGGAAGCUGUUAUCACAAAUUGUUCAAGUCUGGGCUAGUAUACGUAUUGCAGGAAGCAUUUACAGAAAUCUAUUUCUACUAAAUCUGGUCAGCUUUUAACUAUUAUGUCAAACUGGUGAAAUGAAAAUCACAAAGCAGUUCGUAGGUGGCACUCAAGAUAAAUGAAUGAUUUUGUGUGCAGUGCUGACAAGUUUUGAAUUUUGACAGUAAUUUCAAGCCAUAGAGGUUUUGUUUACAUACAUAUCUAAUGGAUUUUAGGAUUAUAUUUGAUUUACUUUCAAGUGCUUUACAAAAAAUUCUUAUAAACAGGAAAAGACAAAGCACAGAAUUGCCCAGUGCUGAAUUGAAAAGUGCAGUGGUUCCCAACCUGGUGCUUGGGACCCCGAAUCCAAGGCUUAUCCAGAUGAUUACAGUGAUAGUACAUUAUUAUAAUUUCUUUUUAUUUGUGGCAUAAAAUUAUGUUUUCUCAUUUAUCGAAUCAUUGCUUUUUUUGACUUAUAUGAAAUAAUGUAUAGUUUUACUUCUUCAGGCCUCUAAAGAUCAUUCAGAUGAAAUCUGAUUUGAAAACCCAUUUCAGUUGAACUGCUGACAACUUAUAGGCAUGAAACUUUGUUUUACCUGAUUGUGGAAGACUGGAGAGUAGCUUAGGCCUCAAGUUCUAUGUUACCAGAAAGAGCGGCCUUGAUGAACAUUAUUGACCUCAAUUCAUGGAAGGAGGUUAACUGGAAAAAUCAUACUCAUCCCGUAACUCGCAAGGAAACUGUUCCUCUUCACCUGAAACUAGAGACCUCACAAAUGAGAAGAAAAACUACCUUUGUGGUCUAUGGUCAACUUCGGCCUGGGAGGAGCUCUUUGAUUCCCAUGCCUGAGGUAUAGAUAUCACACAUGGGAUGUAACAUCUACAUAACAGCGGUCCGAAGACUCUAACAACCUAAUUGGAAAUAUGUGUAUGUCAUAAGACGUACAAAUCCAACAGUGAGAAAAGUGGAAUUCCUCAGGUAGUUGAGUUCCUAAAGGUUGAUGCUGCAGUAGUAGGGAUAAAGUUUUUGUUAUGUUUUUCUUCUGUGGUCCAGAGUUUCGAUCUCUGCAUUUACUUCCUUCACACUCAAACCACAUCACUUUCACAAUGGCUUGAAAAGUCUGACCAAAAUCACAGGCAGGAAUACUUUUUUUUUUAAAAAGUGUGUAUUGUGCAUGAACCAUAAAUCCUUUUCCCCUCAAACAUCUAGAGAGUUACGCUGAUUCUGUGCUGGCUCUGAAACUGUGUUUUAAAUGACUUCACAGUCAGACACUUGACUCAUUCAGAAUCAAGUUCUAAUAGUGAAAAUGUUACCAGCUCCAUGUACAGUGUACUAUUGUGGUAAAUACUGUGUAUGCAUAUGUGUGUGUAGUAAAGGCCAUGUGUGUGCGUAUGUGUGGGUGGGUACAUGUGUGUCACACAGUUGCACUAUUACUGUUGAGAAAUUGACAUUUAUGGACCCGGGAUAAGACAUGUGACUCCCCCACCUACAACAUCAGUGACUCAAACACAGUUUACAUCACGCUUUACAGUUACAGUAAAACAUUCAGAACAAGCGACAGACGAAAUCACAAAAUUAGUGUGCAUACUGAUAAAGGUUUUGUAUGAUAUAUCUGACUGAGGUUAUAAGAAGAUUGAUUAAUAUAACAUUGUCAUAUGGAUAAAUGAUUUAUUUUUUAAAUAAAGUUAUCAAUCUUCUA